AUGGAUACCACCGCGUCACGGGGAGUUGGUUAUGAUGAGAGGAAGGGUCUUUCUCUCGCUCCCGCUCCGCCGCCUCUUUCCGCGACAAUACAUCGGUGCAGAAGGAGGCCACCGCACUACACGCCCUCUCGCUGCCGACCAUGCCUCGCACCACGGUCGACAGGGAUAGGACGAUACAGCGAUCUGGUAGGCGCAACCUUCAUAGGCAUAGGCAUAGCGGUACUAGUGGCACUGGAUAAAAUUACUGAUCUUAUACCGGCAAUCAACACAAUCCCCAUCUUGGUAAUUGUGAUUGGCUGCAUCAUCUUUUUAAUUGCCUUCUUUGGAUGCUGUGGAGCUGUUAGGGAGAAUGGAUGUCUCCUUAUUAUGUACGCCGUAUGUAUGCUCAUAAUGGCAGGAGCAAAUAUUUGGCUGGCGGUGGCAAUAUUUAACAACUUGAAUGGGCUAAUGAACACGAUCGAAGAAUGGGUCGACACCGCAUUCCAGCAACAUGGACAAACUCUAAAUGGCAUGUUCAGGGCACUGGAAGAACUAUUACGAUGCUGCGGAACGACCGGCAAGGAGUCCUAUAACGACCUGCUGUUCAUCCCGUCGUCCUGCUGUCCAUUAGAAAACUGCGAUAACGCAGACACCUACUACGACGGGUGUUCGGCGAAGUUCACCGAAUACCUAACCAAUUUUGGAAAUAUUGUUGGCUAUAUAGUCAUUGUCGUUAUUUGUAUUGAGGUUACCGCGAUGAUCUUUGCACUGUUCCUGAACAGUCGGAUCUCUAAAGCAAAGCGAGGUUACUAAACCAGACGUCAUUUGUUCAAUAAAAUGAGAAAUAAGCCCCUCCGGCGUACUGUCACCGAACGUUUUAAAAAUUAUGAUGAUCUUCUAUUAUCUUUUAUUGUAUCUGUAUUUCAAAGAUAUUUGGGAAAGUAACACAAUUUAACUUCUGGAACGAUAUCAUACACAAUAUUUGCUACCC
Molecule: messenger RNA, 970 nt
Organism: Hyposmocoma kahamanoa
Lineage: Eukaryota; Metazoa; Arthropoda; Insecta; Lepidoptera; Cosmopterigidae
Product: leukocyte surface antigen CD53-like
Exons: 6
Coding region: 1-792 (263 amino acids)
Cellular component (GO): membrane
Source: RefSeq, a predicted model, not a curated record